Molecule: messenger RNA, 3060 nt
Organism: Phyllopteryx taeniolatus (common seadragon)
Lineage: Eukaryota; Metazoa; Chordata; Actinopteri; Syngnathiformes; Syngnathidae
Gene: rftn2
Product: raftlin family member 2
Exons: 9
Coding region: 260-1582 (440 amino acids)
Source: RefSeq, a predicted model, not a curated record
UGGGAAAGUUUUUCUCCUGAGGGGGGUGAGAGACCAUUCCACCUCACCGCAGCGGCACAAGUGACCGAGCUCCCUCUGCUUCUCAACUCCGACUUGGACUCUCUUUGUCCCGCUUCCACUGGGACGGAGCUCUCGCAGAGGACCACCACCGCGUACGGCUCGGGGGGAUGACCGCGGCCCGUUAGUGUGGGCGAACAAAAGAGUGAACCAGAGAGAUUUUGAGCGGCUCCUCCGCUUCAAUCUCCCCGCCUCUGAGGCCAUGGGCUGCGGUUUGAGGAAGUUGGAGGACCCGGAGGACAGCAGCCCGGGGAAGAUCUACUCGACGCUGAAGAGACCUCAAGUGGAGACCAAGACUGAGACCGUCUACGAUUAUGUCCUCCUGGACUUUAGCUUGGAAGGUAGCCGCCCAACAGUGCAGUACGUGUCGUCGCUGGCCGAGCUGCCUCAGGCGCUGCAGCCGUACUACACGCAGGGCUACGUCCUGGCCGCCCUGCACCCCAUCAUCCUCUCCGUGGGCCGCACCCGUUCGCUGCCCUUCAGCCUGCUCUACCGCGCCGUCCUGGCCAGGCCCAGACUGAGUCAACAGACGGCGUCCAUGUGUCACAGCGUGCCCGUGCUGAGGGUGGAGGAGUGGCCGCUACCCGGAGACUCGCUGACGGGCGACAUUGUUCGAGCGCUCAUUGACAGGGUGAACAGCAGUGCCCGCGGUGGGGUCCGUUUUGUCGGCUCAGUCCUCCAGCAGGUGAGCGUGCUGAGCAAUGGCAGCAGGCUGCAGAGUCCAAAGAGGGGCUGCCGCUCACCCCCGCACUCUCCCCCUCGCACUCCCCCAGGAGACCGCGAGCUGGAAGACAACACGUACAGUCCUGACAUGCGACUUCUGGUCUUCUUCCACUCCUGGGCUCCGGGUUGUGCUCCUAUGGACUCGUUGGCGUGCCAGUACCACCAGGGGGCGUUGUCCAUGCGCGUCUCCAGGAAGGGCCAGGUGGUGAGCGCCCUGGAGGCCGACUGGCUGGAACUGACAGCGGCCUACUACCGCAGAGGCUGGUCGCUAGUGGACUCCUUCGUCUACUGGGACACCCCGAAAGGCGAGCCUGUGCCACGGUCGCUGGAAGGCCUUUUUGUGUAUGAAGAGAGUAGCACCGCCCCUCCUGCCAAUGACACCAUCGUGGUAGAGCAGUGGACCGUCAUUGAGGGUUCCAGUGUGAAAACAGACUACGGGCCGCUGCUCCACACUCUGGCUGAGUUUGGAUGGCUGCUGACGUGCGUGCUGCCCACUCCCAUCAUACGACAUGACAGUGAUGGGAAUCUGGCCACCAAGCAAGUUGUGUUCCUUCAGCGGCCCGUCAGAAAUCAGGCGGCAGCACAACACAGGAACCAGGUUCUGUCAGUGCACGGCGACGUCUCUAGUCGCUCCGUGAGUCGCUCCGUCAGCGGCGGCGCGCUUCAGCAGGAGGUCUCCCAUGUGGCCGGGGGCAUCGGCGGCUUCCCGGUGUUCGGAGGGGGGUUCCCCAGCUCCCUGUCGCACCUGGAGGAGGGCGGCUUUGACCAGGAGGAGGGCAAAGCGGAGGUGACGUGCAUGUGAGCGGACUGACGUCAUGAGCUCUCCAGAUGGAGGAAAAGCCACUUCUUCCAUGGCUAUGCACCCAAAACUUUCAUCCUCUGCUGUGGGAGAACUCUGCACUUUGUUGUUUUGAAGCGAGGCCAUAAUGAGAAAAACAUAUUGAAAGCCAUUUGAGCAUUUAUUCGAUAUGCUUGACAGCCUGCUUAAGGCCCAUAUGCUAGUAUGCUCUGAAGACGACUACUAGUACUACUAGUGAAGACAAAAGCGCGUACUAGUACAUGGACCUUAAGUUGGAUAACGACUUUCCGGUGGGCCUGCAGGUCGGACUUUUGACACCCUAGAGUUUUAUUUUUAUCAGGGUUACUCUUGGAUUUCGGAAACAGAGCAAAAAGAAACAAAAACAAAAAAAGAAAAUCAGCUAUAAUUACCUUUUUAAAAGGGCAAAAAAAAUGUGUUGUCUGUCUGAUCUUUGCUGCACUGUGAUUGGCCAAUCAGCAGUUUCAGGGUGUUGCUCAGCAGGAGGUCAAUUUUGCUAGUCUUUCAAAUACCUUUUUUAUUUUUUUUAACAGUAAAACUUAAAUGUGAAGUGAACUUUACCUUUCAGUGACAAUUCUGGCACCAAGUAUUUUCAUGUUCAAGUUCUGUGGUGUCGUUACAUCUUUUUUGGCUUAUAACUGGUAACCUUGUAAAAAGAUAUACACAAUCCAAAGAAAAGAUACUAAAAAAAAACAUACAGGUUGGGAUCAAUGUGAUUCUACACUGUUUUUCUACUUUUGGGCCAUAUGGACCAGAAGUUUAGUUAAAUUUCCAUGUUGCCAUACCUUGCAAGUAGGCAGGCCACUAUUGUUUUUAUCUAUUAGGAGUGUGAGUCGGUGCUCUGCCAGGUUUUUAUUUAUUGGUUUGAGAUGGUUUAUGCACAAAAGUCAGUCAGUUUUUUUCCCUUGUGGCUUUUUUGAUCGGCUACAUUCCAGUCACUAUUUCCUGGUACACACGAGGAGGUCACAGCAUUUACACUAUAUGGACAAAAGUAUUGGUACUAAUUUGAAUUCCCUCACAUACACAAUUUCUUCACGUUUCACUUCCCGUAACUGGAACAUGUCCCAAUACUUUUGGCCAUGCAGAGUCCUUCCGGACGGCAGCCAUGUUGGUUCCCAGUCUGGGUGGUGCCAUUUCACACAUCUUUCUCUCUUUAACAGUAUUAAUAGUGUGCAUGGUACUCCAUUAAACGAAGCGUUCAUAGAUAUUAAAAUCAUGGUGUUGCAAAGUACUACAGCAGUAUUAUAAGAAGGACACACUUGUGUUAUUUGUAAAUGUAAACCAGCCUUCCUCCAUUAAUAAAAUGUUGCUAUUAUAAUGAAAACACUGUUUAAAACAUGAAUACUAAAUGUCAGUAUUAGUUCCAGUUUUGUUUUUGAGUUGUAUAAUUUGCUUCCGUUUAUGGAUCGUGCCUAUUGAAACAAAUAAAUGUCAUUUUCAUUUCUGAUUAACAAUGUCACAAG